AUGCUGUCAGGCACGUUCAAACCUGAGCAACAAGCACUGCUGGUGGGCCGUCUGGUCGGUCAGUGGGGCAAAGGCUCCGUGAAAAGAAAGCACGCGCUGUGCACCAGCCCCCAGCACCCCACGAGCCCUCAGCAAUCCCGGCAGCAUAAGCAGCGGACCCUGGGGGUCGCGGGGGUCUCGGCCGGUGGGCAUCGGAGGAGAGAGCGAGAGGCGCCUCCGCAUCUUCCUCCCCUCCCCCGGGAACCAGGUCCGGGAGGGACCUCCCACCCGCUUCCUGUGCCCCGCGGGAUGGACGCUCCAGAGGCAGCGCGGCCCGGCCACGACCGUCCGCGAGGCAGGGCCCGGGCAGCCCGGCACCGAGCCCAAACACCCCUCGGAAGGGGGAAGCGGCCGGGCCCGCCAUCCUACAGCGUGGCCGCGAGCCCGGGCCGCCUGCCCAAGGAGCGCUCAGCCUGGGCAGCGGGGCGCGGACGCGGGGUGCGGCUCCUCCCCGCUGGGCUCCGGGCCGCUCCGCCCCCGGGUUGGCUCCGCUGGGCUGGGCGCGCGGAGGCGCGACUGGCGGCGGAAAGGACAGUGGCCACGCCGCCCCCCCCGGGGCUGGGUCCUCGGAGGCGGUCACCGCGGGCACAGCGCGGGGACUGGCCGUCACCCGCUUCCGGCAGGAGCGCCCUAGGAAGUCCCCGCGCCGCGGCCCCCUCCUCCACGCGGCGCCCGGGAGCGGGACGGAGGUCCGCCCACCCCGUUCCCCACACCCCCGCCGCGGGCGGGGACACCCCCGGCCCCCGCCCCACGCCGGCCCCCGCCCCCGCCCCGGCGGCCACCCCCGUCCCGACCAGCGCCCACCCCGGGACCCCCACCCGCUUAUCCUCCGCCUCCUGGGGCGUCUCGCCGCUGCCUCCCCCCCUUCGGGGCCCACCCCUACCUCUCAGCUCUGCGCCUCGCCCUCCACCCCGGCGCCCACCCAAGCCCAGGACCCGGAACCCUCGCCAGGGUCUCCGACGCGCAUGCGCGGGGCUCUUCCCGCGCACCUGUGAGAACGCCCGCGGGCGGGGCGGCCGCCUUCCGCGCACCUGUGCGAGCGCCCGCGGGUUCCCGAGCAUCUUCCCGCGCGGCCAGGCCCGGCCCGACGAGUGCCCCCUGCGCCCCUGGCCUGCCUUGGCGGCAGCGGGCCCGACACUCACCGCGUCCGUGGAGGCCGCGCCUGGAGCCCCGCCGCUCCGAGCAGCGCGCCGAGGCGGGGACGCGGGGACGUGGGCGGGAGGGUGGCCGCAGCCCCCGGCAGGGCGCGCAGGCUCCGGACUGGAGCGCGCCGGCGCGGCCCCGAGUCCAGGUCCCUGCAGCGGGAUCGGGGCGCAGGACGACGAGGGACCGCCCGAACCUCGAGCCACGAUAAGGAGCAAGAUCCCCAAAGACCUGACAGCGGAGAGGGACGAAGUGCCCUCCGACCUGGGCUGCUUUCUGUUCCUGCGCACAGCUGCUUCCUGCCGGGUGACAGUGCCACCCAGCCUGGCCUGUUCUUCCUGGAAACCCCCCGUAAUCCUGUACGUGCCUCUGCACGCUUCCAGCAAGGCCCUGUCAGGGAGCAUCUCCCAGGCCUCAUGGCCCUUCUGCAGUCACCACUUCUCCCAGCGGGACCACCACCCCAGGGCCCAGCUACCCUUCUCCCAGCUCUGCUCAAGGCCUGCCCCCUCGGUGAAGCCGCUUCUGGGGGCUUCCCACCCGCUCUGUGCCCACACCUCUGUUCAGAGCUUCAGUGCUGCGCUGGUGCGCCGGCCCAAAGCUAUCUGGUUCCGGGUCCGUCCCCCCACCAAGGCAGCCAGCACACUCCGGGUGUCGUCCUCUUCCUCUAAGGACACAAAUCCCAUCACGGGCCCGCCCUCAUGA
This is a messenger RNA of Lagenorhynchus albirostris (white-beaked dolphin), 1884 nucleotides long. RefSeq names its product basic proline-rich protein-like. Lineage: Eukaryota; Metazoa; Chordata; Mammalia; Artiodactyla; Delphinidae. The transcript is spliced from 5 exons. The coding region runs from base 1 to 1884 and encodes 627 amino acids. The record is from RefSeq and is a predicted model, not a curated record.